Messenger RNA from Hemiscyllium ocellatum (epaulette shark), 1659 nucleotides. RefSeq names its product CD166 antigen-like. The coding region runs from base 73 to 1344 and encodes 423 amino acids. The transcript has 13 exons. The record is from RefSeq and is a predicted model, not a curated record. Gene Ontology annotation, cellular component: plasma membrane. Lineage: Eukaryota; Metazoa; Chordata; Chondrichthyes; Orectolobiformes; Hemiscylliidae.
AUAAUCUUGCACUUGAGUUGCAAUUGGAAACACUUAGUAAACACAUCCUCAAUUCCUCAGAUCACUCUCAGCAUGGCCACUGCUCCUGCUCUUACCUACGGACUUCUCAUCUCGAUUUGCACUCACCUCACCUCUUCACUGGGAAAUCGUGAGUUUGUAAAUCGAACCAUUUUUGCUGUAUAUGGGCAGAAACUCCAGCUGUCCUGUUCUGUACCCCAUGGAAGGAAUGAACCAAUACAUCGAUGGCUUCUGAAAACGUGCUCCAUGAAGCCAUGGAAGGAGAUCGCCAGGAUAAAGGGAGAUGAGGUGCAGAGCAACGAGAGUCACUUUCAGAUGCUGGGAGAUGGGACCCUGCUGAUCCGAUUGGUGGGCAUUGAGGAUCAAGGACUGUUCAAAUGCGGAGUGGUGGUGGAGGAAGGAUUGGAGACCUUCUCGGUGACCAAUGUUUCGGUCUUCAAAUCACCUAUCAAGCCUCAGCUAAUAAAAAGCUACUUGACUUCUACUGUAGGAAGACAUUCCGAGAUUGGGAAGUGUGUCGCAAAGGAUGGCUAUCCUGUCGGUAACAUUACCUGGUAUAAAAAUGGCAAAGUGAUAUUUGCCAACGGAAACGAGACCCAGAACAAAAUUCGCAUCCUGAAGAAUCAGAACACUGGACUUUACACGAUCGAGUCGACACUUUAUCACACAGUGAUCAAGGCUGAUAUAAAUGCCAAAUUCUUGUGUGAAGUGGUUUAUCCUUUCAAAGAAGGAAAUGGCACACAGAGAUCGGAACCCGUCACCAUAGACGUGCAUUACCCAGUGGAGUCCGUCACGAUUGAGGUGCAGCCGCCCACUAGCACGAUCCGGGAGGGCGACACCGUCACCAUGAACUGCACGGCUGACACCAACCCUUCACCAGCAGAGUACCUCUGGGAGAAAGACGGGAAGCCCCUGGAUGGUUUGAACCUGUACACCCUCCCCACGGUGACAAAGGAGGAUGAAGGGGAAUACACGUGCACUGUCUAUGAUUUCAACUACAACGCCAAGUCAGCUGUCAGGUUCAUCCGCGUGAAAGCAGCAAAAGAAAACGACCAGUUCAGUGAAGGAGAAGUAUUUCCAGCGAUUGCCAAAGAGAGUCAUUCUGCAGAUCGUCAUGGGGAGUCCAAAGUCCUGAAUAGGGAUGCCAUGAUUAUUGGAAUCCUGGUGACAUUAAUGGUCGUGGCUUUCUUAACCAGUGUCGCAUAUUACCUCUGCUACUACAGGAAGAAGACAGAGAAGCAACCUUUGAAUGAUUUAGAGGAGAAGAGUCCAAUGGAUCCAGGGAAUGUUCCUCCGACAGUGGAAAAAGUCAUCGGAGAGGAAUGAUGAGCUUCCAGGUCUCGCCGAAUCUCUGCUGGAAAAGGAUUCUGAACAUCGUGACAUCACGGACAGGCAGAAAAACGCCAAAGUUAGACAGAUCAGAACCUUAAACCUCUGUAUUAUAAAAUAAAGAUUUUAAUUUCGGUAUCUCAAUGCUAUUCAACAUGAAACCUCCAAUGUCUAUAACCUUACUGUAACAAUUAUUGGCCAAGUCUCCACAGGACAAGUUGGACCUGUCUUUUGCACUACUAUUUGUAGAUUGUUUGCUUAAAACUUACUUCUCUAUUUGAACAAAAUAAAAGCUGCUCAUUUUGCUACCCA